This is a messenger RNA of Trichomycterus rosablanca, 361 nucleotides long. RefSeq names its product ATP synthase F1 subunit epsilon (gene atp5f1e). The record is from RefSeq and is a predicted model, not a curated record. Gene Ontology annotation, cellular component: mitochondrial inner membrane. The coding region runs from base 82 to 240 and encodes 52 amino acids. The transcript is spliced from 3 exons. Gene Ontology annotation, biological process: proton motive force-driven mitochondrial ATP synthesis. Gene Ontology annotation, molecular function: proton-transporting ATP synthase activity, rotational mechanism. NCBI's taxonomy places the organism in Eukaryota, Metazoa, Chordata, Actinopteri, Siluriformes, Trichomycteridae.
AAGAAGAAAAACGCCUUUUACAGACCUCGACCUUGGUAACCAGUCGUUUGAAGGGUUCAGCAAAUCCAACUUGUCGGAAAAAUGGUUUCAUACUGGCGUCAAGCAGGACUCAGCUACAUUAGGUACUCUGCGAUCUGCGCCAGGGUUGUGCGGGCAGCACUUAAACCUCAGCUCAAGUCAGAAGCUGUGAAAAAUGCUGAAUCCAGUGUGCGAGUUACAAAGUUAAAGACAGUUUCAUGAUCCAUCACAGAAGCCUGUCAUUCUCCAAAUUUAACUGAUGUCUGAAAAACAUAUGUGAAACCUUGUUAAAUAAACCACAAAUGUAGUUCAUUGAUAAUAAAUUAUAAUGAAUCCAUCUCAA